AUGGGCGUGGCUGCCGUUGCGGUUGAAAAGCGCCUCCCGCGUCUGGGGCAAUUCGGCGUGUCCCUCACCAGAGCCUGCCCGCUCCAGACGCCGCUAGACGUGUUCGAGUUUGCCGAGGGCGAACAGAGCGAUGCAUGCCGAACCUUCCUCAACAACAACGUCUACCGGGCCAUCGACGUCUUCUUUUGGGACCCGCAAUGCCUUCUCACCCUGUUCGAGACAAACAACUGCACCGACCCGGGUGUCGUUACGGGCCCAAACUGUUGGACCCCCGAUGGAGGCAUUGCCGCAUACAAGGUUACCUGCCCGUACAAGACGUCUUGA
Lasiosphaeria miniovina is the source of this 324-nucleotide messenger RNA. RefSeq lists its product as uncharacterized. The record is from RefSeq and is a predicted model, not a curated record. The transcript has a single exon. NCBI's taxonomy places the organism in Eukaryota, Fungi, Ascomycota, Sordariomycetes, Sordariales, Lasiosphaeriaceae. The coding region runs from base 1 to 324 and encodes 107 amino acids.